This is a messenger RNA of Candidula unifasciata, 289 nucleotides long. The record is from the annotation of a GenBank genome assembly. Lineage: Eukaryota; Metazoa; Mollusca; Gastropoda; Stylommatophora; Geomitridae.
GCACUGGAUCCCUCACUGUAUUACGUCGGACCAACUCACGGAAGGCAGGAAGCGGCAGCAGCCAUACCAGCAGCCUCAGUAUUGACAGCAUUGACAGCUACGCCAGUGCUGACCUAGGCACUGACAAACUACCUCCUGCAGACACUUCAGAAGCUCUUCAUGCCUGUUCUCUCAGACUACGAAACCUGGUACGGCGAUUGGAGAAGGAUGAACUCAACAAAGAUGACAUGAAAAAGAACCUUGAGUAUGCAGCCAGCGUGUUGGAAACUGUUUACGUUGACGAAACCAG